UCGUGCGUGGUUACUAUGCAAAUUGCAGCGAUUGCGGAAAUAAACAAGGGGGUAGGGAGAGGAAAGAGGGGCUGCCGAAAGGAUCGCAACUUCUGCAAAGUCUCUUACAAGCACACCAGGCAAAUCCAGAGAGAAUCUGAGAAGCAGCCAGCCCGGGGGACAAGCUAUGAAGCAAUUCGUCUGAGCAUUUUAAAGUUUCUCACGUACUCUUUUUACAUUGCAAUGGAUGAGUUUCAUCCUUUCAUCGAAGCACUUCUGCCCCACGUCCGCGCCUUCGCCUACACAUGGUUCAACCUGCAGGCCCGAAAGCGAAAAUACUUCAAAAAACACGAGAAGCGCAUGUCGAAAGAAGAGGAGAGGGCCGUGAAGGAUGAACUGCUAAGUGAGAAGCCUGAAGUCAAGCAGAAGUGGGCUUCCCGACUGCUGGCCAAGUUACGGAAAGAUAUCCGGCCUGAGUACCGAGAGGAUUUUGUUCUUACAGUUACAGGGAAAAAACCUCCAUGUUGUGUCCUUUCCAACCCAGACCAGAAAGGCAAGAUGCGGAGAAUUGACUGCCUCCGCCAGGCAGAUAAAGUGUGGAGGUUGGACCUCGUCAUGGUGAUCUUGUUCAAAGGUAUUCCGCUGGAAAGUACUGAUGGCGAGCGCCUUGUAAAGUCCCCACAGUGCUCAAAUCCAGGGCUCUGUGUCCAGCCCCAUCACAUAGGGGUUUCUGUUAAGGAACUCGAUUUAUAUUUGGCAUACUUUGUGCAUGCAGCAGAUUCAAGUCAAUCUGAAAGUCCCAGCCAGCCAAGUGACGCUGACAUUAAGGACCAGCCAGAAAAUGGACAUUUGGGCUUCCAGGACAGUUUUGUCACAUCAGGUGUUUUCAGUGUGACCGAGCUAGUAAGAGUGUCACAAACACCAAUAGCUGCAGGAACUGGCCCCAACUUUUCUCUCUCUGAUUUGGAAAGUUCUUCAUACUACAGCAUGAGUCCAGGAGCAAUGAGGAGGUCUCUACCCAGCACAUCCUCUACCAGCUCUACAAAGCGCCUCAAGUCUGUGGAGGAUGAAAUGGACAGUCCUGGUGAAGAACCGUUUUACACAGGCCAAGGGCGCUCCCCGGGGAGUGGCAGUCAGUCCAGUGGAUGGCACGAAGUAGAACCAGGCAUGCCAUCUCCAACCACACUGAAGAAGUCUGAGAAGUCUGGUUUCAGCAGCCCCUCCCCUUCGCAGACCUCCUCCCUGGGAACAGCAUUCACACAGCAUCACCGACCUGUCAUUACAGGACCCAGAGCAAGUCCACAUGCAACGCCAUCGACUCUCCACUUUCCGACAUCACCCAUCAUCCAGCAGCCUGGGCCUUAUUUCUCACACCCAGCCAUCCGCUACCACCCUCAGGAGACGCUGAAAGAGUUUGUCCAGCUUGUCUGCCCUGAUGCUGGUCAGCAAGCUGGACAGGUGGGCUUCCUCAAUCCCAAUGGAAGCAGUCAAGGCAAGGUGCACAACCCAUUCCUCCCCACCCCAAUGUUGCCGCCGCCGCCGCCACCACCGAUGGCCAGGCCUGUGCCUCUGCCCAUGCCAGACACCAAGCCUCCAACCACAUCCACAGAAGGAGGUGCAGCCUCCCCCACCUCACCGAUCCUGGUACCUGGGAUAAAAGUUGCAGCGUCCCACCAUCCACCAGACAGACCACCUGACCCCUUCUCUACUCUGUAACAUGGACGCAAGCUCACCCCGGCGCAGUUACAACUUCACUGUCAGUGGAAGGGGAGAGAAACCGACUCGAAUCAACCUGUACAUGGAAACAGCAAGCAUCAUGGUCAAACAGCAAAGGCCAUAGCCUUUCGGGAUUUUUUUUUUUUUUUAAUACUUUAGGGACUGUCGUAAUUUCUCAUAUGGUGCUGGAAAUGGUUGGGCUGUGUGACAUUUGAAGUGUUUUGGUGGUGGUGUGAGCAUUAGGUGAAGUGGCUGGUAGAGGAUGAGCCUUGCUCACUAACUUCCCGUUGUAACACACUUCCCUUGCGAGCCUGGCCUUUUCACAGUAUUUCAUGAAUUUGCUCACACAGGUGUGCCCCUCCCUGAGCAUUUGGAGGCACCUGGGGAACGAAGUCUUUUGUAGUAGCUGAGAUCCGUGAUCUGUAACUUACAGGACACUCAAAGGGCAGUUUGGUUUUUUUUUUUUUCUUUCUUUUUUUUUUCUGUAACAUAUUAGAAAAAGAAAAUGCAGUUGCGUUGAUCUUUCUUUUCGUUUGGUUUGGUUCAGCAGUGAGCAGUCACAUACACAACACAGCCCUCAAGGACAGUGGACCCACUCAUGUUGCAGAACAAUUCCAAAAGGACGGCAAAGACUACUACUAUCAGUUCCUUUUGUUGUUGUUGUUUUUUUUAAGUUUUGAAAUGCUGCACUUACAUAGAAAAAAAAAACAUUUUUCAACAAUUUCAACAAUGACACAAAAAUUCACAUGGAAAUGGGGAAGAUGGUCUGUUUUGACAGAAACUGACAGGAAUCAAAACAAUCGAAUUUUGAUUUGAGUGAAGUGCAAUUUCAUUGGAUAGCUAAGUAUCUUUGUAAGAUAGAGAUUGUUGAAAAUUCUAUUUUUGUUUUUCAAGUCCUUCCACCCCAGGACUCUAAAUUAUUGGGGUAAAAAACAGCCUUGCAAGAAAAAGGGGAGCUAUUUUUGCUUUUUAUGUUUUUUAUUGUUAAACUUGUAUCCCUUUAAAAAAAACUGAAGGAAAAUUAAAAAAAAAAAAAACACAAAUCUAAUGGUGCUUUUACCACAAUAUGUUAACUACAUUAAAUGCUAAUUAAUUAUUUUCUGUUAUCAAAGCACAUAACUCAAACGAAAUCAUGGUAUCUGUUAAUUUUAUAAGCUAGAAAUCACUAGAAUGAAUGAUGCCAAUUCUGGAAAUUUUUACAUGUGUAUGGCAACACCAGAUCUAUCAGUUAUCAAACGCCUCAUUGUACCAGACAUUGUCCAGAAGUUUCAAAGACCCUUUGCAGACCCUGAACUGGGCUAUGGGAAAAUUAAUACUAACAACUCAGAUAGGAACACAACUGCUGGUACCCAUUCAGACCAAGGGUACUCGUUAGGGAAAACGAAAAAAAAAGUUCACACACACACACCCCCUCAAAUGUCUUGUAUCUUAUGUUAAAAAAAAAAAAAAAGACAAAAAAGAUCAAAAAAGAACAAAAAAAUAAAAAAGCAGAAACAAACAAACAAAAAAAAAUGCAAGUGAUUUUUCUACCAGACAGCGAAGCACCUCCUUGCUUCCCACGCAACUUCAAGGGUUCCUAUACUAUACAUAUAUAUGUGUUCUGGUUGGCAGGUCCUGCCGACCAGAGGAAGUCUCUGCAUGUUCUAGUGUUAGUAACUAAUUUUUAUAUAGCUAAUGUAGGAUAAAGUAGAGUGCAUUAAGACAAUAUUGUAACCCACUCUAGGCACCUGCCUUUAAACUGUCUCAGCCCUUCAGAAGGGCUCAACUACUGUCCUAUACAAUCAAGUAACUGAAAUUCUUGGGAAGACACUUUGCUCCUCAUCUUUACCCCCAAACGAUGUUGUUUUGUUUUUAUUUUUUUCCUUAAUUUGCACGAAAACAAAAAUUCCAUAUCAAUGUGCCUUGCCCUGGAUAGUGAUUAUUUGUGGAAUUGUUGCACAUGCUCCUCUAUUGAAGGGGUUUUUCCCUACUCAAGCAUUCGGAGACACUUUUUGUAAAUGUAACUUUUAUGUCAGCCAUCGUCAGUUUCAACAUCUAGAUCUAACUAGAAAGUUAGCUGUUCCGCAGACAGGCGUAGUUUUGAUUGUCCUGUGUGGUCAGUGGCAGUGCUAACCUGAGCUCUGUAGAUGCUUACAAUAUCAGUAUUUGGGAUGUUGCUGCAUUUUUCAAUUUAUUUGGAGUCUUCCUUUAUUUUCCCCCAGAUAUAUGAAAAUAUGCAAUACCUGCUUAUAUCAUGUAGAAAAGCUUAGCAGUUAUUAAUUUUCCUUUUUUUUUUAUUUGACCAAAGUCAGUGCUGCACUUGACGCAGUCAGUGUGUUUUUAGGUGUCUGUCUUUGUAUUUUCUGUGGUUUUUGAUGCACGUGCGCAGAAGGGCUCCUCUUAGAGAAGCAGUCAAACUGUGAAGCACUAAGCUGACCCUGCUUCAAGCAAUUUUGUUUUUACAACUGUUCCUUUCACAAGCAAGCCUUAAAAAAAAAAAAAAAAAAGACGACUUCCUUUCUCUUCAGCCCCCACACCCACUUUUCUUAGCAGACAGCAGUCAAUCCACAUUCAAUAAAAAGUACAUAAUGCCCAUUUUUAUAUGCACGUUUUUAAACUUCCAAGUUCUGAAAAUUGUUUACUGGUUAUCUCUAUUUAAGGAAAAAAAAUAAAAUAAAACAUUUUGGAUUUUCAUAUGUGUCUGAUAAGUGGUUGAAUAGUCGCUUGACGCUGUUGUACGUACGGUGUGCUUGUCAGUGUACAGUGUCCCUUCCUAUAGCCAGCAGCAUACUUUGCCUUCCCUCUAGCACUUAGCUGGGCAUUACUUUCUUAUGACAUAUGUGCACUAAAAAGAGAGAGAGAGAGAGAGAGAAAGAAAGAAACAAUAGCAGCUUACAGUGCUUCACAGUGAAGGGAAAAAAGCCUAGACAAACAUUUUGUCAGAACCUUGCAAAAUGCCAAGGUAUUACCAGUAAAUUGGUUGUAUAUACAAUAAAAUUGCACCCUUUUUUUAAACAAAACAAACUAAGCAAUAGUUUGGGCAGUUUUAGUUGUUUUUAGUGAGCAUGUUGUAGUCACGACUGCAAAGAGAGAGAAUAAGCUGCCCAUUCAGAAGAUAUGUAAUUUGUAUCGUUGUAUAGUUUUAUUGAUUACACUGAUUUAUUCUACCCUAUUUUAUAAUGCAGGACUUUUGUAAUGUUGUCUAAAUGAGGAAAAAUUUCUGUCAAAUUAGCCUAGUGAAAUUUCUGAUUGUUCAUUAUAAAGGCAGCGUUCAUAGAAUUGCUUUUUGUUUCUUUUCAACCCACUUUGGGAACUGGAUUUAAGUUUAAAACUUUCCUGUUUCCUUUUUGUUUGUUUGUUUGGGGUUUUUUUGUAAGUAUUUAAAUACAGUUAUUUUUCUGCCAAUGGUAUAGCAUAUUCCUAUGCUUGAGAAGUGUAGGUCUACUGAAAAACCAUUGCAAAAUGGACGUUACAGGUGUGCUGUAUUUUUGAAGGUAUUUUGUUGUAUUAAGUUUGAUGAAGCUAAAAUUAGGGAACUCUGAACAGAAUUGCCGGAAAAAAAAAAAAUGUUUUCAAGGCUCUAAACCAUUGUGGAGGCAGCGUGAGGUGAUAGCAGACCAGGGUUACGUAUAAAUACACUGAGUUCUGGUUCUGUCCAUGCUUCAUUGUCAAGAAAGCCGCAGGAAACUGUAGUUUGGUUGUCAGCAAGUAGGAAGACAAAACACCAACCAAUCCGCGUGUUUUGCAUUUUUAGGUUAAAAGCUGAGCGAAGGCGCUUGAGGAAGACUUUACUCCAAGGGUGUAGAGACAGACAGACUCAAGAGCUAUCAGCAUUUGAAGGCCCAGCCUUGAUUCUGAGAAAUGUUGGAUUUUUUUUUUCUCUCCCAUCAAAUGGCAUUAAUGCAAUUGGCAAAAGUAGUCCCUCAAAUGACUCCCCCCAAUUUUUUCUUUGGGAACUGAAGUCAGAGGCACAAAUACUAACUCGUAACAUCUGCCGAUAAAUGCUUGCCCCGGCCCCUCUCCUGGCCACUGCUCUUUUUCUAACUUCUCGGGGCAGGAGCCUCUCUGGUGCCAUUCUCCUCCCCUCCAGCCCUCUUCUUCCCACUAAGGUAUGUCUCUUCAGCCCCUGGCAUGACAUCUGUUAGCUCGCUCCCCACCCAGUGCCACCACCACCCACAUGGCUCCCACAGGCCCUCCAGGCUGCAUUCUCCAAGCUCUCCUUUUCCCCUUCCUGACAGUCCAAGUGUGCAGGAUCCAAAUCUCUAGUCACACUGUGCUAUAUUCAGUCAGCCCACAGGAAUAUGCAAAACCCAUCUCAAAAAGUUUGCCUUUCACCUUCCCAAAUCCCCAUGUGCUUCAACAACUCGACAGUGGUGAUGUCAUGAAGUAUUUGCAAAGAAAAUCAUUUUCUCCUGUGAUUUUUUCUUUCCUUUUUCUUUUUUUUGGUGGAGAGUGGUUUUUAAGAAUGUCAUUUGAUAUUCUUUACAACAGAGUCCAUCCCCUGGUCUCUAUCACUCUAUCCUUUUCCUCCCUGUCUCUUUCUCUCUGUGUGUCUCUGUCUUUCUGGCUUUUCUUUGCUUCUUUCUCCUUUCUUGUUUCUGGUAGCAGGCCUCCAUUGAACAGGUGUAAAACACGAGAAGUGUGGUCAUUGAGGAGAGCUUUGGUGGUGCCUCCCAGCCUACCCGCCAGACCUUCCUAGACAGUCCCAGAGGCUGCUCCGCCCUUCGGGCAUGGCUUUCAUUUACACGGGCUUCCGAGGCCAUUUUGUCUUGAAGUCAAUGCAUGCACUCACUGCUUGACAGGAAUCCUACUCUGCCUUCUCCACGUCCAAGGCUGUGCAUUCUUCUAAUUAGUGUCAUGUGUGUUCCCCCUUUAUUUUUUCCAAUAAAAAAAAAGCAGUGGGAUGAAAAUUGCUUUGAUAUAUAGCAGGUAUAUUGAAGCUAUUCCAUAGCACUUAACUGUAGUGAAUACUGUGUCACCAGUUCUGAAAUCAAUUUAAUGUUUAAUGCAAAUCCAUUACAUGGUGCUAUUACAGGCUGACAAAAUGAUUUACACAAAUGUGACAACUUGGGCUCAAUUCACUCUGCUUCCCAACAGUGUAAAUGCAUAGCAGUGUUUAUCUGCAUGAGAACUAUGCACUAAUCUAUCUGAAGAAGAAAAAGAAAAAAACCUAUAUCAACUUUGGUAUCUACUUUCCGUUUACUUCAAUCCUUGCCUUUUUGGUCAUUGUUAUAAUGCCAGCUUUAGGACAGAAAGAAUUAUAAGAAAACCAGCAUAAUACCUGAUAUAUUAAAAUGUAGUGCCUGUGAAAUCUGUAUUAUACUGCUCUUCUGAAGUAAGAUUUUUUCUACACCGGUAGCCUUCGCUGUCUGUCAGUCAGGACCUCUGGUAUAGGUGAUGUAAAAUAACCGUACAAUAUUAUGCAUGCUAUUCCAUAAUGCUUAGUGAACUGUAUGAAUAUUACUCAAAGUUCUGUUAGUCUUUUUUUCUGCCUCGGUUCUUGUCAGCUAGGUUUGAGGUAUUUCACUGAGAACGCGAACUCUGUCUUCCUUCCGGCUGUCUUCAGUAUCUUGGAGGUGUACACUUACUUAAAUUCAGUAUUACGUGUGUUUUGUUUUCAUUUUUUUGUUUUUGUUUUGUUUUUUUGUUUCGUUUUAUUUCUCUUAAGGGACAAGCAUGGGUGUUUGAUUUCAGAAAUCAGUAUCUGGUGGAAUUUUUGUUUCAAAACUACCAUUUGAAUUUCAAGAAGUCUGCUGCAAAACCACUCGGAGAUCCUUUCUAAGUGAGAGUCGCUUUCUUGAGCCUCAGCAGAAGCUUGGCGACACUGAAGCAUCUUAGUGGACAGUGGACCCAUGCUUGAUCCACAUCACACCAGACUGACUUCCUCAUAUUAAAAAGAAAAAAAAAACAACUUAAGAAAUCACGUGGCUAUUUAGUUACAUGCACAGAUGCAAUAUUUUCUUCAAAACUAUAACUCUGUACAAACUUUGGGCCCGAUUCAUAACAAAGAAGUUUGCUAUUAACACGGGAUUUUUAAAAUAUGCUCUUUUUUUUUUUUUGGUCUAAAUUUGAAGCUACUUGCUUCCCAAAUUGAAUAUUUGUUUUCUUUUUUUCCCCCAUGAACCUGCACCCAUCUGCCUUCCAUUCUCCAAAGGGUUGCAUUAAGCCAGUAAGCAAGUUAGAGGGAUAAGAUAUGGAGAAGAGAUCCCAGCAAAGGGAGAACACUACCUUGGAGAUAUAGCGCAUAGAGGACACCUGCUCUGUGUGUCGGGCAUCCUACAAGUGGACUCACUGUGCUGUUUGGGUCAUAAAAUGUAUCUGGACCACAAGAGUAUACAGGAGAAGUGCUACCUCUGAUCACACUAGAGCAAGUUCCUGGCAGAAAGUAUCACAGACUUUAACAUGGAAGGUUUCCUGUCUCUACAGUGGUUACAAGGGGUGUCCAAGGAAUAGACUGUUCUUCCUGCUGUUAGAUGCUCAGCUUCUCAAAAAACCUAAAGCUGGUUUUUCUUUUCCUUGACUGUUACUUGUAAUGUUCUUUUUUUUUUUUUUAAUUUUUUUUUCUUGGUAAUGAUCUGUAAAUUGGCUUUUUUUUUUAACCUGUUAGCAUUCUCAACUAAAGGUCGCAGGCCACAUGCAAGUGUGAGGGAGCUGCUAGCUCUCUUCUCCCUCAGGCCACUGUCUCUCUGCUGGACUCAGCAGCCUUGCCACUGAGAUGCCAGCCAGACUAGACAUGGAGUGCCAGCAGGUCCCCCUUAGGAAGACUGUCAAGGCUAAGUCCUUCUUUGCCCUCCCACUAACCUUUCCCAUCACACAUGAAAAAAAAAAAAAAAAAAAAAAGUCUGCUCAGAGUGCCUCUGAUUUUCAUUUCAAAUUGUGGGGGAAAGGAUUAAAAACUUCCAAUGACGGAAAAAGAGAGCUAUUGUGAAACAAAACACCCCGUGUUAAUAACUUGGUCUGAAAUUGUUUUUAUGAGCCGGGCCCCGGGCCUCUAGCAUAUCUGUAUUGACUCUCAUAGUUACCCUUUUCGUUUACUGUGUUCUGUGAAAACUUGUAAUUGGUUGAGAAUCACUGUGGGCGUCCAUUCUUAUCAACUAAAUCUCCACAGGGUUUUUGAGCUGGUGUGGAUUAGUUUAACUCUUGUAUUCAACCGUUAGUGCUACCACCUUCUCACAUUACAAUACAAUUACUGGAAGCAAGUACUGCAUUUCCUAUGCAACAAAAAAGGAAAAAUAAAAAAUUGCUAAUGCUACA
Molecule: messenger RNA, 8928 nt
Organism: Peromyscus maniculatus bairdii (prairie deer mouse)
Lineage: Eukaryota; Metazoa; Chordata; Mammalia; Rodentia; Cricetidae
Gene: Nfia
Product: nuclear factor I A
Biological process (GO): regulation of transcription by RNA polymerase II
Cellular component (GO): nucleus
Molecular function (GO): DNA-binding transcription factor activity, RNA polymerase II-specific; RNA polymerase II cis-regulatory region sequence-specific DNA binding
Source: RefSeq, a predicted model, not a curated record